This is a messenger RNA of Coregonus sp. 'balchen', 8372 nucleotides long. The record is from the annotation of a GenBank genome assembly. NCBI's taxonomy places the organism in Eukaryota, Metazoa, Chordata, Actinopteri, Salmoniformes, Salmonidae.
AUGGAUGAACACCCCGGCGGAGGAGGAGUUGGAAUGGCCGCCCCAAGACCUCAGCAACAACCGCAGGGGAAUAACAACGCUAAUCCCCAAGUCGGUGGUGGAGGUGGCUCAGGGAUGGGGCAGCAGCAUGACGAGAUGCCACGGCCACAGCAGUAUACCAUCCCCGGUAUUCUACAUUAUAUCCAGCACGAGUGGGCCAGAUUCGAAAUGGAGAGAGCUCAUUGGGAAGUGGAAAGGGCCGAACUUCAGGUAGCUAUCUAUUAGCAAGCUAACUUGUUUAACGUUACCUUAGCUAGUUAGCUAGCUAAAUAAACAGAGUACAGAAUCUUGAGCAACAAUGCAUUUUGCCUGGAUAGUGUGCAACAUUUGUUUCACCCCCUUUGCAUACAGUGGGCAUGCUUCGAUAGAUAAAAAAUGUCUACUGUAGUUUGUCCGCCCAACUUGAUUAUGUUAGCUAUCAAAUACCACCAGCUAGCUAGCUAGCCACGGAUAACAGGUAGCUAGCUAACGUUAGCUUAGCACACAGAAUGGCAAGCUAUGUCACUCUUUUUUAAAAAGUGGAACAUCAUCAGGUUGAUGUGUUUGCAAUGUCUUACCCGUGAUCUUAUUAAUCAUGUUGACUCUUGCUGUUGUGGUAUUCAUUUAGUAGUUUCAUGUUAGAGUCGUUGAACUACAGAAUGAUCUAAUCAAACCGCUGACAGUCAACUAAUCUCCGAGACUAGGAGCCAUUUUGGUUUGGUCAUUAUGGCGACGACUUGGCUGGGUCUUCUUGAGUCACGUUAGGUUACGGUCAAUCUUGAAUAGGAAUACAUCUCAUCUUAUUGAUCAUAUCAGCAAUGUUUUUAACUGAAAGUGUUUUUUGUUUUUUUUAUCAGAAAAUCCCAUAUAGUCUGAUGCCAGUCAGAUGGCUCGUGCCUGUUGUUAGCAAGCUAACAUCAACAAAGCUAGCUAGCUGUCAAGGGCCCCACACAGUCUGACAGUGGCACACACUAGCUAGCUAUGCACUUCAAGAUCGAACGGUAAAACAUCUGUGGCUUUAGACUUAGCAAACUAGCUAUCUAGCUACAUUACUUUUAUAAUUGUUUUUUGUGUCAUCUUGGCAAGUUGAAUUAUUUCUAUUACAUUUUGCCAGGUUUUGUUAUAACACGUUUAUUAUGACAUCAGCAAAGUGAUAAUUCUGUCUUGCAGAGAGGAAAGGGAAUGUUGGUUCAGUUUCAGUUUUGUGAUUGUAAUAAUAAGGAAUGUGGAAGUGUUGAAAUGCCUGGGACAGAGUAGAGUACUGCUUUGUUUGAACACAACCCACAACAAGCCAGGUGAGGUGGAGGCAGAUGGGAGGUUAUUGACUCCCCUUUUACUGACUUGCUCAGUGACACAUGCCUUCAGCAUGACUCACUCUGACCACACCAGUCAAGAGAUUGAAAUGGAUAGAAGGCAACACAGUCAUCCACAUCCCUGUAGUGCUCUGUCAAUCUCCCCUCAGGACUAGUGAAGUGACAAAACUACAUGCCAUGACCCUGUAAUUGAAUGCCUCACUAGAUGGCCAGAAAACGAGCCAGAUUUAGGGCACUGUUCAGGGUUUAUGUCUAGGUCUGUCUAUAUAUAUAUAUUUUUUUUUAACAUUUCACAUAGCCCCUAUUUGAAGAGCAAUAUGAUAGAUACUUAUCUUGUCAACAUAAACAAAGUAUUAGCCUAUGACCUGCCUAAUUUGCCAGAACAAUAUAUUGUUAAACUUUUUAUUGAUAAAACAAUAUGAAUCAGUGUAUGCAUUCUGAACUUCUGUGUUGGUCACAUUAUUUCCAUUUUACGUUAAUGAAGCAAGCUGACAUCCUAGAUUAUUUUGGUCAGCUGCACCUUCACUAUUGUUUGAGUUGCUUUGCGGUCCAGCCACACCACUCAAGCAGUCAGCCUCGUUAGCACAAAUCACUUCAAUGUCCACAGCAGUCACAUCAGGCCUGAAAGUAUCUGGGUUAAAUCAGGCUUUAUAGGUCACUGAGACUGCCAGGGCAUAUUAAGAACCAUUCUUAUGUGCUCUGUUCUUCCUUUGCCCUGGCUGUAGAAGACAGACAGACAGAGAAAUGGCAGCCAGACAGACAGAGAAAUGGCAGUCUGACAGGGCACUUUCCUUUCUAUUCAGAAUAUGGCUUGGAAAUAAAAUGUUUAUUAACACACAGAGUGUUCUAUCUGGGUUUUAUUUUUGAUAUGUUGAUGCUGAGUAUUUAAACACCACAAUGUAGGUUUGACAGGAUUAUGUUAUCCAACUGAUACCAUGUUGUUCUUUCUUGAUGAAAUUGAAAUCACCAUCUCAAUGUAGGCCUAUGUUCAUACCUUAGUAUUUCUGUGUGUAGUCAGUGUACUAUCUCUUAUUCACGUCAUUCUUUCAUUGUGCUUGAUUUGGUGGGUGAUGUAUUUUUCCACUGGGCAUCAGGUGUUUCCUCAGGACCCGUAUGAGCCAGCUGGUGCACCACUAUGUCAGUGCUCUAUCCUUAAAGCAUCAGUGCUAAUUAGUAUUACACUGCCAUUUUCUUCCACAGUUCUUUCUUGGUUAUACAUAACAUCUAUAAGUAGACAAGCUGAAAAUAGCUGUUCUACUUAAUGGACUACCUUGGCUCCUAAAAACGGUGCGAACUGUGUGAAUACAUUUUGACAGUUUCAGACUUGUCUGAUAAUAGGGUAUUAUUUUUAGGCCAGGGUUGUGAAACCAAGAUUGUUGAAAAUAUGACUUAUUUGUUGUUUAUUGAAGCAAGGUGGCUUUUAUACACAAAAACACAAACAAGUAGACAGACAGGCGAAUCCAAAAUACAGGCCUAAAUGUAUCUAAGUGUGUGACUAGGCCUAAGCAGUGUUCCUUUGCAGUGAAGUGGUAGGUAUAUGAUACGUUGGUGACGACAACUCCAAAAGGCAGCCAUUAUUUCUGCCCCCAUUACAGGACAGCUGUACAAUGAGGAAUGUGUCAGGAGUUGGCCAUGUCUAUUCCUGCUCCAAUACAGCCCAUUCCUUUGUCAGCAUGUUAAUUUGGGUCUGUGAGCUCACUCUGUAUCCCCAGUCUGACCGUUACACAUCUAAACGCUGUGACCUCACACACAUAGCAGCUAGGCCUAUACUGGCUUUGCUAACUGCACUGGGAUUGGUUCGAGGCGGUCUCAAGGGUGGUCCUUCGGGCAGGGGGGAUUCCCAAAGUGGUUUUAGCAGUAGUGAUUUAACAUUUAAAUUAAAAUUAUGAUCAUAGUUGGGAUUUGAUCACUGAUUAGUGUACUGUAUUUGUAUUGCACGUCACUAUGCCUGCCAUGCUCCUAUCAGGGAUAUUGAAAAGUGAGGUUAACAAAUAGACUAAUUAGUAUGACCUCUUUUAGAUUUUAGCUGUAUAUUAAAUCUACACAUACAGUGAUAUUUAUUUGAAGAAUGUUGUAGCCAGCUGUAUCUGCAGAGCUAGUAGCAUGCUUGUGUAACAGACUACUCUGGCUGUUGAGCUGGUUCCAGUGUAUACACAGCUGUUCGUUCAGCUGAAACCUUCCUUCUCCCUCUAGCUAAUGUUGACUGGCCAGACCUCCCAUGCUUAUGGUCCCAGCAAGACGUUCAUUUAGCCUUUUGACUUGCAUACCAAGGAAGCAGGCAAAUGAGAGAAUAUCGUACACAAAAUAUGACUGUUCCUAUAUCAUUCUGUUUAAUAGAACUGAUCUCAGUUGACUGAAGGGAAUCCUGUUGUUAAAAUUGACCCCAGUUCUCCAUGUUUUUCUGUAGAGAGUUAAAUCUCCUACUCCUUCUCUCCUUGAAUGUGCUCAAUUCUGUCUUAUCUUAUUACUUUGAGGGAGUGACUGGACCAGGUGAGUCAAUGGUUCAGAUCCACCAUAGUGUUUUCCUAGCAGGUAUGAUCUAAUACCAGAGAGCAAAGAAACUGUUAUGUAAACUAGCCGGUGGCCCAAUAUGUGGAGUCACUAUGUCAGAGCCAGGGUACCACACUUUCUCAGUCUCCAUGACUACGGAAUGGAAAUCGGUCUCCAGUUUACCUGCCAAUUUACAACUGGGUCGCAAUGGGCACCAUGACACCCCUACAGUCGAGAGAGGUUUUUAGGGGCAGCUGACUAAUAUUUUAUAUAGGUGCAGGAGCUUAAGCAGUAGAACAUUUGGAGUGCUGGUACUCUGCUCCGGUGAGCUCCUGCCCAAGUCGAGCACUGCCCCUACAGUCAAGGGGCGGCUGACUAAAAAUACCCCCUGCCUGCUACCCUUUUAAACGGCAUUGGGUUUCACAGCUGCUCAGUACUCCCUAGCAGUACAGAGUUGAGCAGGAGAAAAGGGCCAGCUAAAUAGUUCUGUAUGAACUGAACACCCCUACAGGGGUGAUGGUGCUAGAGAGGCCUGUGUUACAACCUGGGCCUGCUGCUCUGCUGAUCUGAGGAUAGUCAGGCACACUGCUAAUUGCAGUCCUACCCAGACUUGCCAGGUCUAUACCAAGGUUUCCCCAAUUCAUCUGCCUUAUAUGUUUUUGUUAGUUUAGGUCUAUUUUUACUCUUUGAGAGAGAAAUGUAAUGUGUAGGGUCAAUGUUGUACAGCAGUGGUCACCAACCGGUCGAUCACAUUCUUAGUCGAUCACCAAACAUUUCCUUUUUCUCUUUUCUUUGUGUUGCGCUGUUGGCGGUAGGUCCACUUGAUUCAGAAGCCCUGCACACCGGGUAGGCAAAGUGUUCCCAUUUUGAACCAUUUCAUUUGUCUGAAAAGACAAACUACGCCAACCCGGAGGACCAGGAGAUCUGUGGCUAAAUCGAGUGCGCCUACUGCGCUGGCCAAUCGAAUCACCAUGCCUACCUACAGCUUCCACUACCCCGGCCACAGCAAAGUUUGAUACUAGCCUACGUGAGAUUUCAUAACUUUUAAAACCAUGACCAGAGCGAGACUGUGAAAGAAUACAGCAAAGAGCUGCUGUUUUUAUGAGUGAGUUUGUCUUUAAGUUUUAUUCAGCUCUGUCAACACUGUUUUUAUUCAACACUAUUACAAAACAUAAAACGCACUUCUCUCUACUUCCACUCGCGUUGCAGCUGAAAUGAAUGAGCAGCCAAGUGUAUCGAUAGCCCUGCGUUUUUAUUAUUAUUAGCUAUUUUAAUAUCGGAGUAUUUCACUUUCUCUGGUCAUAGGAACAACAUGAUUUGUGCCUGAGGCAGUUGCGGUGCGACUCGGGUUUCGCCAUCAGAUGGAAGACUGUGUCCCCUCUCUCUGGUCAGUCUCACCAAAGGAAAGGAAGGAGAGAGCAGGGACCGUAAGAGGCGGACCCUCUGCUGCUCUAUCCCUCCGCUGCAACUAAUGCCAUGUUCAAAACAACUGGGAACUCGGAACUCAGAAAUCUCAGACUUCAGUGCAUUCAAGACAUCUGGGAACUCUGAAAAAAACGAGAUCCGACUGGGAUUUUUUGGGGGGAACAGUCAACCAACUCGGAAACUCUGGCAUCUUUCGAGAGUUCCGACCUGAAGUUCACUGAAGUCAUCAUUUGACCUUGUUUUUUUCCGAGUUCCCAGUUGUCUUGAGAGAACCAUGACCAUCUGAUGCAGGUACCAUCAGUCCAGUAAAAUUCAAAAGCAAAUUAUUUCAAUUUAUGCUCAACUGUGCCUCAAGUGCUACACCAACUGAUCUAUUUUGUUAUCAAAGCUCGAGUUUUGAAAUAUAAUGUGGUCUAAGCAGAGCAAUAUUGGCAGGCCAGGCAUAUAGCCAAUAUGCUGUGAUAAUGUAUUAGGCCUACUGCACAAACCUCAUUCCUACAUAACUGUUUUUAUUAGGUUAAUGUUACAUUUUAAUUCAUGUUUUAAAAAAAUAUCUCUGCCUUCUUUUUGACUGCAAAAGUGAUCUUGACUCAGAAAAGGUUGGUGACAACUGUUGUACAGGGUCAAUAGCUGGACUAGUAAGCCCCUACAUGGGGUUUGUUUGUGUGCAUAAUUAAAGUUUAAUGUGAUACAAAGAUUUGAUGGAGUAAUUAUUUGAAUGGAAUAUGAGGAUAAGAAGAAGAGUGUGGUAGUACUAGGUGAUGUUGUAAUCGUUGCUGCCUCUGACACAGUUAUUCUGCUGUUUUAAUAAUUCAGUAGACAUGACAUGCCUAUUUCCUCUGUGGGAAAGAGUAGUGUUUGAUACACCACAAAAUAUGACCUUUCAUGUGUAGUGCUUUCUAAGUUGAGAAUAAAAUGUUGACUUUAUCGGCAGACCCUAAACCUAUUUAUUUUUUCUCUUUUCUUGUUUCUUUCAGGCUCGAAUAGCAUUCCUACAAGGAGAAAGGAAGGGUCAAGAAAAUUUAAAGAAUGAUCUAGUUAGAAGAAUAAAAAUGUUAGAAUAUGCAUUAAAGCAAGAAAGGUGAGUGUAUACCUAUUACCUAUAAUUUUUUACAUGAGUCAAUAACGUCGAUACAAGGCCAAUUUCAAUCUUGGUCUCAUUGACCUCAAUGCCUGACAUUUUAUACAUUACCUGUGCAUAACUGCAAAGUAUGCUUAUUAUCACAUUUACUAAUCUCUUUACUUUAUCUUUUCUCUACUAGAGCAAAAUACCAUAAAUUAAAAUAUGGAACAGAAUUAAAUCAAGGUGAAGUUAAGAUGCCCAGCUUUGAAUCAGGUACGGACCUCUCCUCUCUGAACUGCAAUAAAACGUAAUGAUGAUAAAUAGAAUCUGUUGACAUAAAGCUAGUUUUACAGCGGUUUCAUUAACUUUUCUGUUGUGUUUACAGAAGAUACCAAAGACACAGAGGUCCCUGCUGUACCUCAGAAUAGUCAGCUGACGUGGAAACAGGGCAGACAACUCCUCAGACAGUGAGUACUCUACUGACAGCACACACAGCUUACAGGGCCUCGCAUGCAGCUACCAUGCUAACACACUUACUUAUAGCUCAAGAUGAAUUCCCAUCCGGGCCUGCAUCUCAGAAUAGGAGUGCUGGUCUAGGAUCAGGUCCCCCUUGUCCAUGUCAUCUGAUUCCUUAUAAUCUAAAAGGUCAAACUGAUCCUAGAGCAGCACCCAGCUCUUGAAUUGUUAGCUGCUACUGCACUGUUGGAGCUAGGAACACAAGCUUUUCGCAACACCCGCAAUAACAUCUGCUAAAUAUGUGUAUGUGACCAAUACAAUUUGAUUUGAGAUGCUUUAGGAAUACGUGCCCAGGUUUACUUAGUUAGCUAAGUAAUUUUUAUGUGUAAUUCUCUGUUUCUGUCCCAACAGAUAUCUUCAGGAAGUAGGUUACACGGACACAAUACUAGAUGUGCGGUCUCAGAGAGUGCGUUCGUUACUGGGCCUGUCCGGCUCAGAGCAGAAUGGCUCGGUGGAAAACAAGAACCUGGAUCAGAUCCUUAAUGGAGGGGAGUCUCCAGCCAAACGAAAGGGACAAGAUAUGAAAAGGUAGGUAGUAAGGCCUCCUCUGAUCAUGCAUACUGCCAAUCACUUCAGUGAAGGUCUGAAGGAAUUGGUGUUAUCCAACUGACACAAUGUUGCUCACUUUGCCUGACAACUGAAAUCACUCUCUUCACUUUUCCUGGCAACUUCCCAGAUAGCAGAUUUCUGAUGGAUUCUGUACAUUCUGCCUCUGUGCUCAGAACAGUAUGCUCUGAAUAGCAUUAGAUGCAUCAUCCAGACCUGUGCCAUGUAUGUGACUAAUCAAAUCAUCCACAGUGACGCAUUGCUCUAAAUAGUUUUCUACCUGUUUUACUAGGAAUCCAGGAGAUGUUCUGGAAACAUUUAACUUCUUAGAAAACGCAGAGGACAGUGAUGAAGAUGACGAUGAGGAUGGAGACCUGAUGGAGGAUAUAGACAGUGGCAAACACACAAUAAAAAAGCAUAAGAUAAAGGUGAAACCCUCUUUGCUACAGACAAUUACAUCUGGUCAUAAGUGAAAAGACCAUUCCUAAUGUUCUAAAUGUACUGCCGCUGUCAUCUCUGUGUAAAUGGUUGUAAUAAUGUCUUACUAAGACCAAAGUAGUGCUUAGCUCGACACUAGACUGGUAUCCUCAGACCUGAUUUAUAAAUGUUGAUAUUCAUCAAGAGAGAACCUUUAAAUGCCUGCUGUGUAAAAUAAGUCAACACAGUUAAAUUGGUACAAGAGCAUAUGGAACGGAAAUAACAACCACUAGUCUCCUAAAAUGGAAAAUAAAAGUAUUGUGAAGUAUACUUUUAUUUUACAAGUAUUGUAUGAACUAUAUAUCUGAUAAUCCCACUGUGCCAGACCUGGUGACUGACUGUGUUUGUUCUCUGUCCAGGUUGGGAACGAGGGCCUGGCCUCUGACCUUCCAGAUGACCCCGACACGGAGGAGGCUCUGAAGGAGUUUGACUUCCUGGUGAAUGCCGAGGACGGAGAGGGAGCAGGGGAGGCCCGGAGUUCAGGGGACGGGACCGAAUGGGGUAAGAGGAUAUCAGAUACCUAA